Molecule: messenger RNA, 2107 nt
Organism: Rosa chinensis
Lineage: Eukaryota; Viridiplantae; Streptophyta; Magnoliopsida; Rosales; Rosaceae
Product: pentatricopeptide repeat-containing protein At1g74630
Exons: 1
Coding region: 78-1541 (487 amino acids)
Biological process (GO): RNA modification
Molecular function (GO): RNA binding; protein binding
Source: RefSeq, a predicted model, not a curated record
ACUCCCUAGUUCUCUAGUCUACAUAUAGUUCACAAUUCAAGUAACGUUACAAGAGCGUGAGCCAGUGAUCACAACCGAUGCAACAGCAAUGGCAAGCAAGCCUGAGCUCCAGGCUCGCUUCCAUGGCCCAGACCUGCCUCUCCAUGAAACAACUCAAGCAAAUCCACGCCCGCGCAAUCCUUUCAAAUCUCCACAACCACGCCAUCGUUCUCGGCAAGAUGUUCCGCUUCGCCGCGGUCUCACCCUCCGGUGACUUAAACUAUGCCCACCAACUGUUCGAUCAAAUGCCCCAACCAACUACUUUCUUCUACAACCUCCUCAUCCGGGGUCACUCCAAAAGCUCGUCGCCUUGGCAUUCGGUGCUUCUAUUCAACCAGAUGAGACUAAACUCAAUCGACCCAGAUGAGUUUACCUUCACAUUUUUGCUGAAAUCUCGUUCGAGGAUGAAGAUGAAUAUCGAAAAUGAUGAGAUACAUGGGGCUGUGUUGAAGUCUGGGUUUUCCUUGCAUUUGUUUGUGCAGAAUUCGUUGAUUCAUUUGUAUGCUGGAAGAGGGAUUCCAAGUGCGGCUAGGAGAGUGUUCGAUGAGGCUGUGGCUGCUGAUGUUGUGUCGUGGUCGGGUUUGGUUAUUGCUCAUGUGAGAGCCAAUGAAUUGGAUUUUGCACGGCGGGUCUUUGAUGAAAUGCCUGAGAGGGAUGUUGUUUCGUGGACCGCUAUGAUAUCUGGGUAUUCACAAGCCAAGUAUUCGAGGGAAGCGCUUGGGUUGUUUUGGGAGAUGAAUCGUGAGGGAGUGAGCCCCGACGAGGUCACCAUGGUGAGUGUAAUCUCAGCAUGCACGGAUUUAGGAGAUGUUCAAACCGGGAUAAGCAUCCACCGGUUUAUUGAGGAGAAUGGGUUUGCGUGGAUGGUUUCGCUUUGCAAUGCACUGAUUGAUAUGUAUGCAAAGUGUGGAUGCAUGGACCGAGCGUGGCAACUGUUUGAUAGCAUGGACCGAAAGAGCUUGAUUACGUGGAAUUCUAUGAUUUCAGCAUGUGCAAACCAUGGCAAUGCUGAUGAUGCAUUUGGGUUGUUUGAGUGUAUGCUUAGUGCUGGUGUUCCACCUGAUGGGGUCACAUUCUUGGCCCUUUUAGUUGCUUAUACACACAAGGGAUUGGUAGAUGAAGGGCUCAGACUAUUUGAGAGAAUGCAACGGGAGUACAGAAUCGAGGCUCGCAUUGAGCAUUAUGGGUGCAUGGCAGAUAUGUUAGGCAAGGCAGGGCGAUUGGAGGAAGCAUACAGAUUAAUUAGUAGUAUGCCGAUUCCAGGCAAUGAUGUUGUUUGGGGAACACUGCUUGCAGCUUGCAGAACUUAUGGCGAUGUUGAUAUGGGCGAGAGGGUUGUAAAGAGGCUAAUAAAGCUGAAACCGGAUGAAGGUGGGUACUAUAUUCUCCUUCGUGAUAUUUAUGUUGCAGCAGGAAGGACGGCAGAAGCAAACGAUAUGAGGCAAACGAUGAUGGAUAAUGGUGCUAGUAAGACUCCUGGACGCAGUUGGGUUGGAGCAUAAGGCUUACAUCCAAUGAUUCCACAGAACCGCCCAUAUAUACAUCGCUCCUCUAUUGAUGGUUAUGUGGCUUAAAGACUAAGAUGGAAAUUGGACGUACUCGGCAGCUAGAAUAUGUGGAAAACGGAAGACCAAGGAUAUCCGGAUAUUAAACCAAGAUUCAGGACUUCACUAUCAAACAGGAGAAGCAGAUUCAGAUUCAAUGCAGAGCUGGAUGAAAUGCAGCCGAGUCGGAGUCUAGCCAAAGGAACAACUGCCAGGUAGAGACGUUCAUCAGGAUGGAAAAGCACAUUGAAGUGUCAUAUGGUGUUUGUUAAUCUUCAGAGGUCUGCCAUUCCAAAUGGAGAUUAAGAGCUAGUUCUCUGUAUAAAGUAUGACAAUUGAACCAUACUUGGGAAAUGGGAAUAAAGUGGGCAUAAGGAUAGCGGGCAAACUUUGCACUACGGUCUAUGCAUUUUCAAUUACGGCACAUUGGCACCUCAAAAUCUUUAUUUUUUGAAUCAAAAUCUCCAGAUACCCUCAAAAGUUUGGCAACGUAGCAGAAAAUUGAAUGGAUAGCCCCUUCUAUA